Molecule: messenger RNA, 769 nt
Organism: Homalodisca vitripennis (glassy-winged sharpshooter)
Lineage: Eukaryota; Metazoa; Arthropoda; Insecta; Hemiptera; Cicadellidae
Exons: 2
Coding region: 132-578 (148 amino acids)
Source: RefSeq, a predicted model, not a curated record
GUUAUGUAACAAUAUAUGAAGCAACACCAUAUCUGUAGUGAGCUAUGAUUCUGCCCACUUAUUUCUGGUCCGUGAUAGACAAGACAGCUAGAGCUGCUGGGUGAAUCCCCGGCCCUCCUACAGCAGUAGCCAUGCCGUGGCCCUUGGUUCUGAUCGCUACCAUCAUAGCAACAGGAUCUUGUGGUCUGACCAACACACAACCGCCUGGAGAAGGGGUUGCUGCUGCAGAGGAUACAGAUGCUCCUGAGGUCGAAGCAUCCGUCUACGGCAAGGAUACUAACACUUCUACUGAUGAUCUGGAUGAGAGGGAACUCGAUCCUGUUACUUUAAACUCCAACAACAGUUUCUCUGAUAGCGGUUAUUUAAUUAACGGCACUUCCAGUAACGAGGUUUCAAGUAUGGAAUCUUCCACAAACGAAGUGUCAAGUAAUAGUUCCUUGAAGGAGAGCAUUUCCAAAGAGUCGUCUGACGUCCAAGCACAUUUAUUGGCUGCCAAAUGCAUGGGGUCACUUCUAUUGUUCUACUUUGUAACCUGCCUAUACCUGGCUUCAAGGGCUGGGCCUCUUGUCGUACACUAAUCACACGAUCUAUCCGAAAUUCCCUUUAGUACCGAUAUCACAGUUAUAAGAAAUUAGAAAUAUUCGUUUCAAAAAUUUCAAAAAAGAUGUAUUUUUAUGACAGCUUUUUAACUACCAAUUAAAUUUAUCCUAAGUAUUUAAUUCUAAUUAUUUAUAAAUAAUAUAUACGCAAUAAAAACUUUAAAAAUGUA